Molecule: messenger RNA, 1365 nt
Organism: Colletotrichum higginsianum IMI 349063
Lineage: Eukaryota; Fungi; Ascomycota; Sordariomycetes; Glomerellales; Glomerellaceae
Product: C6 zinc finger protein
Exons: 2
Coding region: 1-1365 (454 amino acids)
Biological process (GO): regulation of DNA-templated transcription
Molecular function (GO): zinc ion binding; DNA-binding transcription factor activity, RNA polymerase II-specific
Source: RefSeq, a predicted model, not a curated record
AUGGCUCGAAAGGGUAGCAAGAAGGCCAGGACGGGAUGCAUCACCUGCAAGAUCCGUAAGGUCAAGUGCGACGAGACGAAGCCGUCGUGCAACCGCUGCAUAGCCACCGGCCGCCACUGUGACGGAUACCAACCGCCGGGCGGCUCAUCGACGAGGAAUCUGGAGCUCCGGCACUACCAGCCACACCAAGUGUCCCCCAGUGCAAACGGUCAAAGAGAAGGCCGGGCUUUGCAGUACUUCUGCCAGGAAGCCGGGCCGUACCUGUCGGGCGCCGUGAACCCCGAGUUUUGGCCCCAGUUGGUCAUGCAGUUUACCGUGUUUGACUCUGCCACGCGGCACUCCGUUAUCGCCAUCAGCUCCCUCGCAGAGAGGCUGAAGUACUGGGAUAACAAGGCAGAGGGUUUCCGCCUGCGAGACGAGGUUUUCGCUCUCCAUCACUACAACGCCGCGAUCCGCGACCUGACGACCGGGACCGUCGAGCUGCGUCUGCCUGCGAUCUUGCUUGUCUGCCUCCUGUUCACAGCCAUCGAGACGCUCCAGUCGAGGCAGAUGGUCGCCAUCAAGCACUGCAAGCAUGGCUUUGAGCUCCUGCAGGAUACGGUCACGGUCACCGUCUAUCCGUGGAUAAGGGAGCAUCUCCUCCCCUUUUUUAGACGAACAACCAUCAUCGCAUUCGUACACGGUGAUGACCCUGAGGAUUUUCCGAAUCUGACGGGACUGGAACACCCUAUCCCUGCCGGGUUUUCCGUCUAUAACGACGCCCAAGUCAUGCUCGACGAUGUCCUCAGUCGCACAUUGCAACUUGUGCGGCGUGCCGACGCCUACCGCCAACACCCUGGGGAACAAAGUCCUGUGCCGCCCAAAUUACUAGCUGAACAAGCCAGACUCAAUCAUUCGUUAAACAUCUGGAAGGCCCUUUUCGAUGAUUACGAAUCUCGUGCCUCCUGGUCGCCAGACACACCCGGUCAAGGUCAAGGGGCGGAAUACAUGUCCAAGGCUUCCCGGUUCGUUCUUUUGUGCCGCCACGAGUCCUGUCGAGUCUGGCUCAAUACGGCAUUUGGAGGAGAUGAUUACGACUACAACAAGCACCUCGAAGCAUACGAAGCCAUGCUGGAUGAUGUGGGCAUCACAAACCCCCAAGUCAAAGCAGUCUUCACGGGCGACGCGUAUUUUAUCAUCGACGUGGGAUAUCUGCCAGCCAUCUCUGUCGUCGCGACGAAGUGCUGGCACCUGGAAUCUCGCUUGAAGUCUCUAGGCAUGGCGCCGCUUCCCGGCCUUCCCCGAGAGAACCUUUGCCUGCUUGCCCAGGCUGGGGACUGCAACUCCCCGGCGGUAAAGCACACGUUCGGUCACCCAACGCCCUGA